Synchytrium microbalum is the source of this 1524-nucleotide messenger RNA. RefSeq lists its product as uncharacterized. Gene Ontology annotation, cellular component: endosome; membrane. Gene Ontology annotation, molecular function: K63-linked deubiquitinase activity; metal-dependent deubiquitinase activity; protein binding. The transcript has 7 exons. NCBI's taxonomy places the organism in Eukaryota, Fungi, Chytridiomycota, Chytridiomycetes, Synchytriales, Synchytriaceae. Gene Ontology annotation, biological process: protein K63-linked deubiquitination. The record is from RefSeq and is a predicted model, not a curated record. The coding region runs from base 1 to 1524 and encodes 507 amino acids.
AUGAGCGACAGCGGUGAUGAAGAGGACAUCACAAACUUCAAAGAGCUUCAUAAGAGGACCGAUAUGAAGAUUGAUAAUUCUAAAGCUUUGAGAUUUUACAUUCGAGCUGCGGACACGAUGUUUAGAACCGCGAAAGCAUAUCAAAACGAUGGUGCCAUCAUUCGAGCUUACAUGUUGUACCUCCGCUACAGCACGUUGAUCAUAUCAGAGCUACCAUCGCAUCCAGAAUAUCUCAAGACCAACCAAAAGGAGGUCAAAAUAUUAAAGGAGAAUUGUAAACAAGCCUUGGACGCUCUUGAACUAUUGAAGCCUGUAGUAGAGCGUAAAUUCAAACAAUUGGAGGUCAAGAAACGAUCAAACCAGCAACCCCCUACACGAUCUAGCACUCAAACACCACCGCCACCAGCUGUAGCUUCUUCGUCGAAUCAGGCUCCACCUCGUGGCUCAAGUCUUGCUACAGCUCUCCCAAAUCAGGCUCCUCUUGGGGCAAGCAACAUGCCGCCACAGAUAUCACCUUCGGCAUCUCCUGUUCCGUCAUUCGCACCGCAAGAUGAUAAAUGGUAUCAGGUCAAAGAUUUGAGUGCAUAUCGGCAAGUGGAAGAUACGUUCAAAAACAUGAGUCUGAAUGAUAUCGGAAGUGCUGAUUUUCGACGCUCGAGCGCAAUCAAAAACGAUGGUAGAAUAGAACUGCCCAGAAGUCUAGACUCGUAUCCAACGCUUCAACAGAAUCAAAGUGAAAGCCUGAACUAUCAGCCUAGACCUCAACCACCUCAACCGCCACCAAAACCAAACAGAGCUGUACCAGCCUUUCCACCUAAACCGGUGCUAGAGGAUCCAUUCGCAGACCCGUCAGAAUUAAGGUCGUAUAUUCCGCCCUUAGAUCCAUCGCAGGUUACGUCGUAUGCCAAUAUAAAGACACCUUCUAUACCUCCCAAACCUGUAGCCUACUAUGGUCUUGGUUUGAUGCCUAAAACUGAGAGCGGGACCAGAUUACGAAACCUCAUUGUGCCUGAAGAAAUUUAUGAUCUUUUUCUACGUAUUGCAGACUCAAAUACUAGAAAGAAUUUAGAGACGUGUGGUAUACUCUGCGGCAAGCUCAAACAUGAUAGACUAUACGUCACAACCCUUGUAAUACCAAAGCAGACGGCAACUUCAGAUUCAUGUACAACUCAGAACGAGGAGGAACUAUUUGAGGUCCAAGAUAAAGAAGAUUUAUUGACUCUCGGCUGGAUACAUACACAUCCCAGCCAAUCUUGUUUCAUGAGUAGUGUGGAUCUUCAUACACACUGCAUGUUUCAGGUCUUGAUGCCAGAAGCUAUAGCAAUUGUGGUCAGUCCAAAGCAUAAUCAGCGUGGGAUAUUCAGACUGACAGACCCUCCUGGUCUUGAAGUCAUUACUCAAUGUGCUGCAAGUGAAAUGUUUCACCCACAUCCGGAUCUACCGUUGUAUCGAGAGGCGAAUGAAGAGGGCAUAGGCCAUGUAUUAUCUGUGAAUGGGUCUCUUAAAGUAUUUGACUUGAGGUAA